AUGGCUCUAGUCCUCUUGUUCAUCCUUGGGACGAUCCGAGCGCUGUAUAGCAGCAGUCCGGUAGUAGCAGCGAGUUCUUCUCAAGUUCGUGCUACCAGGAGGCCUCUCUCCGCCGAGCAGCAGCAGCAGCAACAGCCAGAGAUCUUUAGCUUCGAUCCAGGCUCGCUGGAUCCGAUCGAGCAGUCCAAGCCGAGGAUGGAAGCGCUGAUGAACAGGACAAUGAGCUUGGGUCCGAAGAUCAGCGACUGGGACUCGCGGAGGAGCUCACGGAGGAGGAAGAUCAAGCAGUGUGAGAAGAGGAUGAUGUUGGUGACGAGCUCGCAUCCAAAGCCGUGUGAGAAUCCUUUGGGCGAUCACAUCAUGCUCAAGUCCGCCAAGAACAAGAUGGACUACUGCCGGCUCCACGGCAUAGACAUGUUCUACAACGUUGCAAAGCUCGAGCGUUCCCUGCCGGGAUUCUGGAUCAAAAUCCCGCUCUUGAGGGCGGUGAUGCUUUCCCAUCCGGAAUUCGAGUGGAUCCUGUGGAUGGACGGCGAUGCGCUCUUCACGGACAUGACUUUCCGGAUUCCGAUCCGGAAGUACGAGGGCUACAACCUGGUGAUGAACGGCUGGGAUCACCUCGUGUACGGCAACCGCAGCUGGACGGGCCUCAACAUGGGCAUCUUUCUGAUCCGGAAUUGCCAGUGGUCGCUCGAUCUGCUGGACAUUCUGGCACAGAUGGGAUCCGACGGUCCCGGCAGUGUCGGAAUUGGGAAGAUCCUCCACGUGACGCUCUUUGGCCGUCCAGAUCUGGAAUCCGACGACCAGGGCGCGCUGCUGUGGCUGAUGAACGCCCAGAGGGAGAGAUGGGGCGCGAAGAUUUUUCUCGAGCACUCGUACGCAUUGAGUGGGUUUUGGGUGCCUCUGGUGAGGGAGUUGGAAGACAAGAUGCGAAGAUUUGAGCCUGGGCUGGGCGACGAUCGGUGGCCAUUUGUGACGCAUUUUGCUGGGUGUGAGUUUUGUGAGGGAUGGGCAAAUUACUCGCCACAAGAUUGCCGCAGGCAAAUGGAGAGGGCUUUUAAUUUUGGAGACAACCAGGUGUUGGAGAUGUAUGGGUUUAGACAUCCUAGCUUGAAUGUGGCAGACGUUGAUCGAACGUAAGCAAAUUCAGGGUUUGCA
Messenger RNA from Selaginella moellendorffii, 1158 nucleotides. Its product is annotated as probable xyloglucan 6-xylosyltransferase 1. Gene Ontology annotation, molecular function: hexosyltransferase activity. Bases 1 to 1140 code for a protein of 379 amino acids. The transcript has a single exon. NCBI's taxonomy places the organism in Eukaryota, Viridiplantae, Streptophyta, Lycopodiopsida, Selaginellales, Selaginellaceae. Gene Ontology annotation, biological process: xyloglucan biosynthetic process. The record is from RefSeq and is a predicted model, not a curated record. Gene Ontology annotation, cellular component: trans-Golgi network; membrane; endosome.